CCAUACAGAGUAAAAUUAUUGUGUGAUAUAAUUUUACAUGUCAGACUAACACGUCAUUAGGAAAUGGUGUUUGAAUGAAUAAUAACUUAGGUAAGAAUUCUGUAAUCAGAGAAUUUAUAAAUAUGGGAAUAACGCAGAAUUAUCGGAGUUUUAAAAUGGAUAUUACAUCCAUCAGCCAUCGAGUCGUUGACACCUGGAACUCGUUACCAAACAGCGUCAUUUCAGCUAGAUCAAUAAAGUCAUUUGAUGCAAGAUUUGAUAAAUACUGGAAAAACCAAGAAUUGUUUGCAACGUUUCUGUAACGUUGCACGCGAAACCUCGGUCGAACGUUUGAGAAGGAUGUUGCAACAACGUUGCUUCUAGAUAUUCUGCCACUAGACAUUGCCUUCCUGAUAGUAUAUGUGGUGCUGUGUGUUCUGACAGUAAUCUGUGCAGUCAAACCGCCGUGAAUUUUUCCAAUUCAAAGGGACUCGGGCCCCAUUCCCAAAAUGGAGAACAAUGCCAAUGCCCCACUGGUGAAUAGAGAUGACCACUCAGUGGACACCUAUCCUACGCUUGAUAUGCCAGCAUUGUUUGAUAGCAAUGCCAGUCUCGCUGAUCACCAGAUUGCCAACCUCUCCUUAGAAGAUCAACAGCUUCAUAUACACUUAGAUGCCAAUUUGGACACAGCCCAACAGCCUCCAACAGUUACUGCUAUUCAGUCUGGAUUCAUGGCCUCUCCAGAACCUGACCACACACAUGAUGAUACUGUUCCAAGAAGAUUCGGUGUUGCAUUAGAUAAUACGCCUGUUCCAGCAACGAGAAAUACAAGGCCAGGAGAAUGGUCUAAUUUGGAUGAAUCUUCUUUGAAGGCGAGGCAUAAUUCUUACCAAAUUCAACGGAACACUACAGAGGACAGGCCUAAUGGACACCCUGAAAAUCUAGGACAGCCAGCCCACAUGCCUAAUGGACAGCCUGGAAAUCUAGGACAGCCAGUCUGCAGACCUUAUAGACAGCCUGGAAAUCUAGGACAGCCAGCCUUCAGGCCUAAUGGACAGCCUGGAAAUCUAGGACAGCCAGCCUGCAUGCCUAAUGGACAGCCUGGAAAUCUAGGACAGCCAGCCUACAGGCCUAUGGGACAGCCUGGAAAUCUAGGACAGCCAGUCUGCAUGCCUAAUGGACAACCUGGAAAUCUAGGACAGCCAGUCUGGAGGCCUAAUGGACAGCCUGGAAAUCUAGGACAGCCAGUCUUCAGGCCUAAUGGACAGCCUGGAAAUCUAGGACAGCCAGACUACAGGCCUAUGGGACAGCCUGAAAUUCUAGGACAGUCUUCUGUCCUGCAUCGUCUUGAGAGCACUGUUUCUGUGAAUCAAAACCCAACAGGCAGAUCAAACUCUCAACCACAUGGGACAUCAGAAACUCAAAGGGACCAUUCUGGGGCUGCUGUUGCUGGAGCAGCAACACCAUUGGUGUUCAGUCACCAACAUGCUGACGGUAGCUUGACACCGCUUGAGUAUAGUCCAAGCUCCAACUUAAGCAUUCAGAUUGGCAACCAUAACCAUACAGUUAUCAACGAAAAUGGCCUUCGACCCAGCAGCUAGAAGAUGACUACCAUCAGGCAGGCUUCAACAAGAUAACCUAUGAAGCCAUUCGCUGCUGGCAACAGAAGCAGGGAAGUGCUGCAAUGUAGAGGAAGAUGGAUCUGUAUUUACUCAACAACUUAAGUGACAAUUAAGAAUUGGACAACGUUGUUACUAGUACUUGGCUAGAAGUGCUUUCUGUGUUAAUCAUUCAAUGUUAUUUAAAGGAUAUUCAUUCAAAUAUAAAGAUAAGCGCAUAUAGAAGAGGGAAAUUUAAAACUUGACAAUGUCAAAGGUAAAUAAUUAAUGUACUGACAAUGUUUUAUUAGCUCACCUGGGAACAAUGUGCUCAUGGUAAGCUUUUGUGACUGCCUUUUGUCCGGCACCAAUAUUUGACUUAACACUCUAGAGACCACAUUUAUUGUCCAAUCUUCAUGAAAUUUGGUAAGAAGGUUUGUGCCAAUGAUAUCGUGGACGAGUUCGAAAAUGGUUCCGGUUGGUUAAAAAACAUGGCCGCCAGGGGGCAAGGCAUUGUUCCUUAUAUGGUUAUAGUAAAACCUUAUUAACACUCUAGGGACAAUAUUUAUUGUCUGAUCAUCAUGAAAUUUGGUCAGAAGAUUUGUCCCAGUGAUAUCUUGGAGGAGUUUGAAAAUUGUUCUGGUUGCUUAAAAAACAUAGCUGCCAGGGGGCUGGGCAUUUUUCCUGAUAUGGCUAUGUUUGGCUAUAGUCAAACUUUGUUAACACUCUAGAUUCCACAUUUAUUGUCCAAUAUUCAUGAAACUUGGUCAGAAGAUUUGUCCCAUAAAAAGGUUUUACUGUAGCCAUAUAAGGAAAAAUGCCCUGCCCUCUGCAUAGCAGCCAUGUUUUUCAACAGACCCGAACCAUUUUCAAACUAAUUCAAGAUAUCAAUAGAACAAAUGUUCUGACCAAGUUUCAUGAAGAUCAGAUUAUAAAUGUGACUUUUAGAGUGUAAACAUUAUUACAUUGUUCUUGUUUCUCAUGUUCCAAUAAGUACAAAGAACAUGUCAGUCAUUUCUGCUGCUCUAAACUUGUGUUCAUAAGUAUACCUAGCUGAAAAUAACAUCCAUUUGGUUCAAUUAUAAAACAUUUAUUUGCUUAUAUACUUUUUUCCCCUUUUUUGUAAACCAUUUUGAAAAGUCUGUUGUUAAAUAUAUAAUUAAAACAUUAACAUUAAACUUAACACUCUAUUAGCAUUCAUUGAUACUUGUGCUGUGAUAAUUUGUCUAAUGAAAGUAAGUUAACUGUGCGAGGUUUAUUUCUACAUGUUUCAUCAGAAUUAAAUAUAUGUCAACGGUGAAAUUAUUUGAACAACCAUUAUAGAUUUGUAGAUUGAAAUUGAAGCAGGUAUGUUUUUACCUUGGAAGUCUUACAGACAAAUAACCAAUAGACAAAAGCUGAAAUUUUAGGGUACAUAUAGCAAAUAGAAAAUUAAGGGUUAGGUUUUUUUUAAACAUUUUAACAUUAAGGGGCCAUUUCAAAUAGAAAUUAAACUAAAACAGUCAUUGAAGAUGACAAACAACCCUGCAAUUCCUACAUUCAACCAGAAGUAAAAUUUUAAAGAUGUAACAUUAACCCUUCCUGUGCUGCAUUGUUUGAUGAGGUUAUAUAUCCAAUUGCUGACUUGUUUAGGCCUGAUUAUGCUAAAUGUACCUACUUCACUUGCAUUACAUGUUACACUAGUUUUAACUGUCCAAUAAAUACACAAUUUGCCUUGUGAACUGGUCACACACUUUUUUUACCAUAAUCUAGGAGUCACAUUUAUUGUUCAAUCUUCAUGAAACUUGGUCUGAACAUUUGUUUUUAUGAUAUCUAGGCUGAGUUUGAAAAUAGUUUUGGUCUGUUGAAAAAUAUGGCCGCCAGAGGGCGGGGCAGCUUUGCUUAUAUGGCUUUAGUGAAACCUUGUUAACACUCUAUAAAUAACAUUUACGGUAUAGCCCAAUCUUCAUGGAACUUGGUCCAAAGAUUUGUUGUAUUGAUAGCUUAAUGUGGCUGUGUUCGAAAAUGGUUAUGGUUUGUUGAAAAACAUGGCCGCCAGGGUAGCGGCAGUUUUCAUAAUAUGACUAUAUUAAAACCAUGUUAACACUCUUCUAGUUGUAAUGUGGAUGUUGGUGCACAAUGAUGAUGAUGAUGAUGAAGAAGAUGAUGAUGAUGAUAAUGAUGAUGAUGGUUAUGAUGAUACUGGUAAUGGAUUCAGAAACAUUAACCACAACCCAAAUAUCUAAUUAUAAUUAUUGCAUUACUCAAAUUAAUUAUUGCCAUUACUUAUGAUUGUUAUCUAUAUCUUUGCAGAAAUUUAACAUAGUGGUAAAACCAAUAAAACAACAAGAAGUGUUACAUAUGAAUCUUCUUUGACUUUUCAUCCACUUAUCCUAGGCUACUCUUUUUGUUGAUGUCAGAUGGAAACCAUUCAUUAGAUAGAUAAGACAUAACAACUUGAAAUGUUUUACCCCUACAAUUUUCAGUUAGUCAGUAGUUUGUGUGUGAUUAUGAAAGAUUUGUGAUUUUAGCAGGUUUUAUUGUUGUUUCAAUUGGAAAUAUCAAUGCAAGGUGAAUCCUAAAAUUGUUCCAGUUGUUUAAAAACACUUUGUCAAAAAUGUGAACAAUUUGGUAGUAAAAAUACAACAACUUAUCACAUCUUUUAAGAAGCACAAACAGCUGUUUGAAGAAAGGUUGAUUUGCAUUUGUUUUUGCAAAAAUAAUGUAUUUAUGCUACAGUUUUUUUUGUGUAUUUAAAUUACAAAUAGUUUGAUAGUUAAUUUGAUAUGAUACAUUUUCAAAUGUCUGGUGUGUUUACUUUUAUAUUUGCACACAUUUAUAAUUAUAAGCAAGAUCAAGUGAUGUUUUGUUCUAUAAAAGAAGAUCAAUAUUGAAUUUCUAGUAGCUGUACAUAUUCUCAUACUCAUUUACUUUUUUAUAACUGACUUUGAUAUAUGAUAACAAUUCAACAUAUUCUAUUUAAUUAUGCAAAAACUAUUUUACAAAAACACAAUCUCUUUAACAAAUACGGUUGUUUUCAGUAUCUAAAAGUGUUCCUAUAAGAUGCCAAGAUGAUUAUCUCAUGAUCUCAAAUUUGGACAACAAUUUGUUGAAAAAUGUACUUCCAUUUUCUUUUUCUGAUGCUCAUUAUUAAAUAAGUGUCCUCAUAUUACUUUUAUCCAAAAUAAUAGCUUUGUAGCAACGGGUAACAAAUGUCUAUUAAAAAAAAAUUAAACACACACACACAAAACUACUGAAAGUGCAUAUAUGUAUAUAUCUGCCGAAACAGCAAACCUUUUCUUUUCACCAAACAACGUUAACAACCCUUGUUUCCUGGAUACGACGGUUGAGUUCAAAAAUGGUUUUGAUCCAUCUAGUAACAUGACCGCCAGGGGGGGGGGGGGGCAUUUUCCUUAUAUUUUUAUACAGAAAAAAACCUGUAAACACUCUAAGUCACAUUUUUUGGACAAUCAUCAUAAAACUUGGUCAAAACAUUGGUUUUAUUGAUAUGUCGGAUGACUUUGAAAAUGGUCGUGAUCAGUGGAAAAACAUUGCCGCCAGGGGAUGGGGCAGUUUUCUCUAUAAUUAUGUUUGUAAGAAGCAUUUUCCUUAUAUAUAUAUUUUUUAAUCUGGGUAUUAAAAACAUGGCCGCCAGGUUGGGUGGGGUAAUUUUCUAUAUAGGCCUAUUGUGAAUACUUUGGAACACCUUAUUUUUAAAGUCAGUCUUGUCAUACUAAUAACUUAAAAUAUUUGCUGAAGAGUUUUAAUCUUUGUUUCUUUCCAUCUAAGCCUCUCAGGUGAGCGACCCAGGGCCCUUUGGGUCCUCUUGUUUAAUUAAAUUUUUUACUGCAGAUGUCAGUCUAAAAGUUAUGCAUAUUGUUAUGAAUGACAUUUUUAUAAAUGUACCACAUAUUGUUUGGAAAGUUGUUUAUAUUUUUAUAUAUAUUUUAUAUUUUGAUAAUCGAUUGCAAAAAUUUUAUUUGUACAAAUUCAUAUGCUUUUUUAACAUAACUGUGCAUCAAUGAUUGUCAAAUUGUUUGUCUUAUUGUUAAUUUUACAUUGCAAAUUGUGAAUAUAUCUUGGAAUGAUUAUAUGAUGUUCCACAAAAACUUGUGCCAUGUAAUUCCCAUAAAUGUUUGUACAUAAAUGUAGUUUCUAGAUCCUUAUUAAAUGAAGUUUAGUUCCCCCCAAAAGUGUUUAAUGCAUGUUCCUUAAGAAAUGUAGAAUCAAGAAUACAUGUUACAUGUUACAUUUAUGCUAUCUUAUGCUUAAAAGAUGAACACAAUAUAAUAAGGAUUGCUAAGUUUUUGCAUAAGUCGCUUGUGAGAAGAAAAGAAAUUUUAAACAUACAUACUUGAAUAUAUUUUUGAAAUGCUCUAUCUAACUUUUUAAUCAUGCGUAUCAUUUCAGAAACUUUUUUUCUUUUUUUUUGGUUAAAUGUUCUAAAAUGUAUGAUUAUAUGAUUAUGUAUCACUCUGCCAUAUAUAUUUUGUAAAUGCUGUAUUUUGGGCCGGUGGCCUAUAUUACUUAAUGAACAUGUCUAUGUCUAUGUAUGUGCAUCAACUGUGAUCAAAAGUUUUUUAUUUGUAUGAAUUAUCCUAUUUUAAACAAUAAUGUAAAUACCUAUGAUUUUAUUGAAGGUGGUCCAAAAUAAAAAGAUGCAUGUUACUGUGAUAAUUAAUGUUAAAUCUGAGACUGCAAAUACUAUUAAAUGAGAUAAAUGUC
Molecule: messenger RNA, 6281 nt
Organism: Dreissena polymorpha
Lineage: Eukaryota; Metazoa; Mollusca; Bivalvia; Myida; Dreissenidae
Exons: 8
Coding region: 489-1580 (363 amino acids)
Source: RefSeq, a predicted model, not a curated record